CGAAAUAAAUACGAAAUGAGCAAGAAGAUGUGGCACAAAAUAUUCAAAUCGAAGGCGCAAAAGCAGCAACAGCAACAGCAACUGAAUAAAAUCAAUAAGCGUCACAGUCGCGGCAUCUACGAGGAGUAUCAGCAAUUAAAUGACUUGCUCAAUGGUGAAAAAUCGCCAGCGUUGCGUUUGUGCAGUGAAAAUGAAAACGAAAACGGCAACUGCAACAGCAACAGCAACAGUAACUGCAACAGCGGCAACAUUAAUGUGUUUGAGCAGCAGCCGCAGCAAAGUUCUUUCAACUCGGCGGCGCUUAGUGAGGCGCAACAGCAACAAUUGCUGGCGCAGCAACAGCAGCAGCAGCAGCAACAAACGCAACAGCUGUCAACAUUUUCGCGCGUACGCAACACAUUCUCAUUGCGUCGCAACAACAAUAGCAGCAACAACAAAAAGCAAACACCCAAUGCCAAGUCAAGUGAGUCGGCCACGCCCACAUCUGUGGUAGCUGCUCAACUGCAGCAUGUCUUGAUUAUAGUUAAUCAGAUCGAUGUCGCAGCAGUAACUGCAACAACAACAGCUACAGCCACUGCAACAGCAACAGCAACAGCAACAACUGCAAUAACAACAACUAAUACUCCAACUAACUCCGCUAAUCAUUUGCAUGCCAAUCCAGCAGUCACAAAUCAAUCAACGACAAUGGAAUGCAGUGGAGCCGGUCAAGAUCAGAGCGAUGAGCUUUGCCAACCGCCACCACCGCUGACCACGGGCCUGGAUGUGCCACCCGAGGAGAUCAACAACCACAAAGUGGAACUCUCCGCCUGUCCCAACUGCAGUCGCACCUUCAACACGAAUGCACUGCGCGUCCACAUAACCGUCUGCGAUAAGAUGAUGAAGAAGCGUAAACCCUUCGACUCGUCCCGUCAGCGGCGAGAGGGCACCGCCCUCUCCACCUAUGUGCUACCCAAGAAUUUUGGGCUGCCCAACGCGGAGAAGGCGGCCGGCUUGCAUACACCACCGGCUGCAAGUCGUGAGACCUCCAGCGUCUCGAGCGGUUCCCAGCCGCAGGAGGCAUCGCCGCUGCCGACACGCCGCAGAAGUCAGGACAGCACGGACUUGCAACGUUCCACGGCACGUGCCUCGAUGCGCAAAGGAUCCACAACUAGCACAGCGGGCACAGAGAACGUUCAAGGUACGCCACAACCUGCAGGUCGUACUAUGAGCCGGGAUCGUCUACGCGCCUCGAGGCGCGCCAAGGAACCCGCCGCGGAUCGUUGUCCCCAUUGUGAACGUACCUUCAAUCUGAAGGCCUUCGAUCGCCAUGUGGAGUGGUGCAAGGAGAAGGCCAUUCAGGCCAACAUGAAGACGACCAGCACCGCGGAGACAAACAAGGCCAAGGAGCGAAUGGAGGCACGGAAACAGUACAAGCCACCCAAUCUCAAAACGAAACGCUCGAUCAAUCGCGACAAAUACUCCGGCGCACAGGAAGAACAGGGCGAACCGGAAAUGGUAGCCACCAAACAGAAUCUGAUGUCGCUCUCCUCGAUGACAUCGUCCGUGCACAGUGAUAACUUGCAUCGAAAUGUGGCCGUGAAGAUGCAGCGUUCUGGAUCAUCGCUGUCCAAAUCAAAGACAAGCACAACUACAACGAUUACUCAGAAUAAAGUUAGUCUACGCAUGGGCGCCGAGGAGUCGUGCGUCGAGAAUCUGGAGCAGCGUGUUCAAUUUGGGAAUCCCCGUCGCAAAUCGCGCGAAACUUCCCAGGACAUUGAUGAUGCCAUGGAUCGUCUGCGAUCACUCCAAGUGGCCAAAUUGGACUGCGAGACGGCGACGCCCUUAAAGCCAGCAAAAUCACGACCCGUCAUCGCUCAACGAUCGAAGGCACAAACACCGCCGGAAUGCUUGGCCGGACCACCCCAAGCCACCAUGACAUUCGAUGAUCUCAAUGGGUUGAUUAAGCGCAGAGGUGGAACUAAUAUAUGCAAUAUCAAAAUGGAUAUAGAUGAGCAGGUGAUCAAGGUGCCCUCGAAGCUGCAGUCAUCCGCAUCGCUGGUGCGUAAGGCAUGUCGUCGCAUACGGACACGAGAGAAUCCAAAUAUUGAUGUGUGCUCGCUUGAGCCACCAAAGCCAAUGAGCACAAUUAAUGUGGCCAGCAAGGAGAGCUGUCAUGCCCUGCCAGCACCGGAGUCAUUCCGUUGCAUCUCAAAUGAAACAAUGUACUUCGGCUCAGAGGAGGGAGAUACCUCGCCCCGGGGCGAAGUACAGAUCAAGCUGGAGCGGAGCACCUUUCAGACUGUUUGCCGACCCAAUAAGAAAUCUCAGCUGCCGAUCAUAACAAACAACGCGGAGCCGAUGAAGGCGCUGCCCAUGCCAGAGAUUAAGACGAAUUUCCUGCCACGCAUUGACCACAGCAAUGGACCACAACAGCACUAUGAAGAGGAGCCGGACGAGGACUUGGAUUGUGGCACAGAACUAGAUGAGCAGGAGACAUACGAUGAGACCGACAUGGAAGUUGGCCAGCUGCUGAGCAAGGCAAAACUACUGGAAGGUGACUACGAUGAUUAUAUGGACGAUGUGCUCUACAGCGAGGACGAGCAACUGCAGCUGCAGCCACAGAUUCUGUCGCCAUUGCGUAGAACUCCAACGAAUGUCAGUCGUCGUCUGGUGCUGCUCGAGCAGGAUGAGGAUGGCACCAUGUACAUUAAGGCGCCGCCAUCGCCCACCAAACGACCCCCGGCACGUUUAGCCAUCAACUCCGAACGGCAGCUCAUCGAAAGCGGGUGUAGUCCACUGGUUAGCGACAAAUACGAUCCGUUUCUGUCCGCCAAGCGUCAGCUGGAGGAGCUGUGCUCACCGAACACACCACCCGACAACGAACCAGUGGUGGUCCAACCCACAACCACAACGACAACACCACCAAUCCUAAUGUCCACAUCGCUAACCAGCGCACUGGGCAAAGUGCACAACGCCACAACGAUGACACCGACAUCGACAGCCAGUGGACAAAAGACGACAACGCCAAAUUCGAACUUUCGACGCACCUCAUCCUUGCGUGGUCCACGUCGCACACCACUGCUGCCCAGUCGUCCGCUCUUUGCCAGCAACUAUCGGCCCACCAUUCAGCGCGGCCUCUCCGACGAGGGUCCCAUCUCCAGCAACUUCCUCAAGCCCGAGGAGUACGAUGAGAUGCCGGUGCGUGCCGCCUGUGUAAAUGAUUUCCACAGUCCACGCGUUGUGCGUCGCGAUACGAGCGCCUCCAAUCGCAAGCAGCACAUGAAACUGCCGCUCAGCAAUGCCACCGAGCAGCCCGCUCGCAAUGUGGCCAAGACCGACUCACUGGCCGUGUUCCUCAAAUACGAGCACGAGCUGGAGCAGCUGAAUGCGAAGGCGGCCGAGCUGGCAGCGGCCAAUAGCAAAGAGCUGAGCAGCAAGGAGCUCAAGGAGAAGAGCAACAAUCUGAGCAAACAGAACUCGGCCAAGAAUCUGACGGCAAACAGUGGUCAGUUGCCUCCGCUGCUGACCACGCCCAUCUGCCCGCCCAGCCAAGUGGCGGCCGCCAAGGAGAACAACGAGAAUUUGGUACACAAUUUUGCGACUCCGUUGCGUCUGGAGCCGAUUAGCGGCAGCAAACCCUUAACGCCAGUGGCACCCAGUGGAACGCCCAUGCCCAUUAAGCUGGAGAGCAUCUUUAGUGCGUACAUCGAUCCCAAGCUGAUCAAUGCCUGCGACAAUCUGAAUGUGCAGCAAUCGUCGACGGGCUCGUCCGAUGCCAGUUCGACGCCACAGCAAAUCACGCAGAGUCGCAGCAGUUCCCAGUCGACGAUAACCAUGGGCCCGGAGCAGCGUCGUCAUUCGGGCGAGGCACGCAAUCUGCUCAAGCGUAAGAUGCGAUUGGGUCGCAAUCAGUUUCUGUACGAUGCGUCACCCGAGGAGGCGUACAUCUCGUCGGGCAGCUGUGCGGAUGACGAAGGCAAUCGAUCCUCGCUGGAAUUCGACGAGCAGUGCUGGCAACAGCAGCAGAAGCAGCUGCUUAGCAAUCCACUGUUGGGCAUGACCAAGAUGCCCGUGUUGCCCACAUUUGAUGAUUUUGAUUUUGAGGAAUUUCUCUCAUCAUUCGAGAAUGAGAAUGAUGAGGAGCAAUUUCCGCUGUUUCGGGAUUGCCGCGAGUUUCUGCUGAAUCGCACGACGAGCCGGCAACGCUCGUGCCAGAAAGCGACUUCAACACCACAACAACCACAAUCCCAAUCCCAAACCCAUACCCAUACACCGACAGAGACAGCAACAGCCACACUAAGAUCCCCAGCCGGUGUCACCACCAGCGGCUCCUCCAAUUUUAUAACACCACCCAAAAUGCAGUACUUUGCGCCGACAACUAAACAACAAUUGGCAACCCACAGAUCCGAUUCGAAUGCUUCGAGUAGUGGUGGCUCCUUUAAGACGCCACUCAAUAGCAGUGGCUCCUAUAAGACACCACCGAAUUCCACACCGUUAAACAGCAGCGAUGAGAACAACACCAACAACCACAACAACAACAACAACAACAAUAGUCACAAGCUGCCAAGAUGCACUGAUGAGUCACAGAAGCGUGAGAUUUUCAUUAGCAUUGAGACGGAAGCGAAUGCCCAGGGACAUUCGCCCAUUUCGCCGGAUUCACUGCGUCAUAUGGUGGGCAAUGCGCAGACACCCAUCGAUGUGCUGCACAUCGAGAAUGGCAAUGAGCCGGAGCAUGCCAAGUUCAGUAAGAUUAGCGAUAAUGAGGAUCAGUUCGAUGCUGAGCACGAUGAUGAGCCCAGCCACGGUCGUUGCACGACGAAACGGCUAAGCUCAAUGCCGGGCCCAGUAGCGACCACAACACCAAUAUCCACAUCCACAUUGCCAUCGCCAUCGCCAUCGUCAUUGGCGCUGCCCAAUGUGGAGGCGAACAAUGCCAAGAAUGUAAUCGAGAAGAUGCGCAACGAUUUCCAGCAACUUGGCGAACAGGCGGGCGCCUCUGUGCGUCGCGACCUCCUGCUGCGGCAGGAGCAGGCGCUGCAGAAGCAACACUUGCAACAGAUGCAAACGCAACAACAGGAACUGAAGCUUAACGCACCAUUGACGCCAUCGCCAUCUGGUGAUUCCGAUGAGUUGAGCAGCCUGGAUGGUUAUCCCAUGUCCUCGUCGCACUCAUCGCGUCGCGGCGCCAGCUCCAAGCUUAGCUCCGACUCGGCUUACGGCAGCAGCAAUUCGCCCUACAGUCUGUCCCGUCAGCGCUCCAGUGAACUGCAGUCUGGCAACUCGCCACGCAACCAGAGCCAAUUGCGUCCGCACACGGCGAGCGGCACAAUGAGCCUGCAGAGCGGCAAACAGGUGGCAAACAGCGGCAUGAUGGAUGUCUCGACGCAGGCACAAACCAACUUUGGGACACUGAAAGCGCGUCAGCGCAUGUUUGCUGGCAAUGGCCUGGUUAGCCCUGCCAUCAACGAUGCCAAUGCGGAAUACUCCAGCAGUAGUUCGGAGCACUCACUGCCUUUGCAACAGCAGCAGCAGCAACAACAGCAACAAAACAUCAAUUACAACUACCAACAACAGCAGCAGCAGCAGCAGUCGCAAGCGCAGGUAGCAUACAAUAAUAAUAACAACAACUACGAACUUAAUGCCAAGAACUUGAACAACAACAACAACAAUAGCAGCAGCAGCAAUAAUAAUAAUAAUAACAGUGUGAGCUGUAAUUUAACGCCCACAACAUCGCUGCACUCGCUGGCGAGCAACAAUUCGAACAGCUCGAUGACUGCCAGCAUGAAACUGUCCAAGUUUUGUCAUGAAUGUGGUGGCAAGUUUGUCAUAGAGCACGCCAAGUUUUGCAUGGAUUGCGGCGUCAGACGUGUCGUGCUCUAAGUCCACAAAUGUAAUUCAUACUAAUAGUUGUAAUUGCUGCACACACACACACACACACAACACACACACACAGAUGGAGACACACACACGCACACACCUAGACAGAGUGGCGAGUGAGCUGAGGAAACUAACCUGUUGGCCUGGCAGGGAAGCGCGGGGUUAUACCAAAUGUAGUCAUAACAUGCAAGCAACUUAAUGAGAGAGAACAUUUAUCUAUAUAUAUACAUAUAUAUAUAUUUACCAUAUGUAUAUUCUAUAUACUAUCUGCACCUUAAAUAUAUUUUAAUAAUAAAAAAUGCAAAAGUUUGAAAACGAACAAAAAAAAAAACAAAAAACAUACAAACAUAUGCAAUAUUAAUGAUAAAUAACAAGAAACUUUCAUUUUAGUUUACUUGAAAACACUUUUAACCAAGUUGUUGAUUAACAAAGACUGAACGAAUUUAAAACGAAAAGCGUUGAAUGCACACAAAAUAUAAACAACGGAAAAUAUAUGAAAAAAAAAUCUUAUUCGAAAUCUAAUCCGCAAUUGAAAUUGUAUUUUGUAAACUGUUUACUAAUUUUAUAGACACCUGCUUAAAUAUGAUAAUAUUUACUUAUAUGAACACAAUAUUUAAUUCGACUUUUAUAGAGUUGGAAAUAAAUGGAUUUGCAUCACA
Molecule: messenger RNA, 6515 nt
Organism: Drosophila grimshawi
Lineage: Eukaryota; Metazoa; Arthropoda; Insecta; Diptera; Drosophilidae
Exons: 8
Coding region: 16-5859 (1947 amino acids)
Cellular component (GO): nucleolus; nucleoplasm
Source: RefSeq, a predicted model, not a curated record